UCACACAUGGUAAAGGGUUACUGGAAACCACUCCCGCGUUUCCCGCAGGAAUUGAUAGGAAUAUUAACUGACAGAUUUAAAGCAAAUGUCGCAAAAAAUCAUCAUAUUCCUAAAAAUUACCAAAUGAAAAAUGGUAAAUGUGGUAAUAUUCAAUAUCCAGACUCUGGGUUUAGGGCAUUAUGUGAUCCUAAAGGACCCACGCCAUGUUGUUAUGAGGGUCAUUGUGUGUCUAAAUCUAUUGAAGAUUGUAAAUGUGAGGAAUGUUAUGAUCUAAGGCAACGUCUUUCAGCCGAAUCUUCUACCUGGGUGCCAUCACAUCACGGUUGUCAACUUGAUGACUUUGAUUCUACCACAGCAUGCCGUUUACUCCAUAAUUCUACCAUAUUCUGGACUGGAAACUCUUUCAUCAGGCAGAUGUUUGCGGCUUUAACUAUGAUAUUAAAGGGAGAUUUGAGGCAUUUGGUUGUUAGAAAUAACACAGUUGUACCGGGUUGUGUAGGUGUGGAUAACAUGUUUACUUGGUGUCAAAAAUUAACGGAGACGAAUCCUAUUGUUUGUAAUGGAACUGUCAAGAUAAAGUUCAUUUCUAGCCCUUAUAGUUCAAGGACACAGCAUGUUUAUGGGGCUAUAGAUGAUAUGCGUGAUAAACCAAGAACCAUGAUAUUCCUUGGAAUAGGCAUCCACGAUAACUACAAUUAUACAAGGAUUCUAAAUGAUUAUAUCCACCCAAUAGUGAAGCAUUAUAAUGCUAAAAAGUCUGUAUGGCCAAAAUUAAUGUGGGCAGCAACUCAUGCACCUGGUCUUCUGAAGAGUCCACAUUAUCCGUUACAACUAUAUAAACACUGUGCACGUUUUAAUAAAUUUCUAAAUCCUCGUUUAGAGAAAUUAGGAGUACCUGUUUUUGAUACGUUUAAUAUGACUGGCGGUGUAGCUAGUCCCGAUGGCGGCCAUUACGGUGUGGCUGUGAACAUGGUAAAGGCGAGAAUUUUUAUUCAUUACAUAGCCGAAUUACAACGAAAAGGACAAUGGUGACAAUAUUACAAUUUACAGAAUAAUAAGAACUAAAACCAUUUGAGUGGUUAAUUUAUAUAGCAACGUCGAAUAGAAAUAAAAUAAAACCAAGUACGAACAAUCCAAACCAUUAAAUGUCCAAUGCCUCGCACAGAUCAAAGAUGUCCCUAUGGGUACCAAGGUUGCCCCAACUACUUUGGCUUUUGACUACUUUGAAGAACUGUGGUUUGCCAGAAUAUGAGAACAAUUUGGUAACUAAUUACAACCAUACAUAGAAACAUACAGGAAGAGAUUCUUAGAUGACAAUAAAACAAAUUUAGCCUACCGACGAGCAAGAACAAGUAAUAAACUGACAAUUUUUCAACAUUCAAUAUUAACAUUAUGCGAUCCCGUAAGAUUGCAUCUUGCCAGCGAGACCCAGUACGUACUAUCCAGUCACAAGUGAGAGGCCGUAUUUCGCAUUAUUUAUGUCUUUUAGAAAAUUGAUUGAUUUUAUUUGAUUUUCCUGUAUUUAGAAAAAGUUAAAGUACGCUGAAUAUCUUACGCCAAAAGCUAGAACUGUCCCAUAACUUCUAAUUGUAACAUUUGUAGUAUAUUCCCUCCGUAGAUUGAUUACAAUGCAGAUCUUUGUGCAAUACAAGUAAAUAUAUUAACCUCUCAACAAUAACAAUAUUUUCUCGAUAUAAACGAUAUGAAAUAGGGUUUAACGUCCUAAUGUUCUGCACUGACUGGGCUUAUGAAGAAAUGAAAUAAAAUGAAAUGGGGUUUAACGCCCUACUGUUCUUAUCGGACUGGGUUAAUGAAGAGUGGCGCUAAUGAAGACGGGCAUACGCCAUACGCCAUACCUCUAAAACCAAAUACCAAUAUAAUAUUAGUGUAUGGGUCAUUAUC
Molecule: messenger RNA, 1902 nt
Organism: Patella vulgata (common limpet)
Lineage: Eukaryota; Metazoa; Mollusca; Gastropoda; Patellidae
Exons: 2
Coding region: 7-1032 (341 amino acids)
Source: RefSeq, a predicted model, not a curated record